AUGGGCGGCGGCCCGCCCUACUGCAAGCUGCGCCGCCUCCCCCGACAUCGUCUGAAGCGCCCCUCCCCGCCCCGACCCGCCGCACCACCCGCCAGCCUGCCCACACCACGCCUUCCCAGAGCCCGCCCGUACGCUCCCGACUUCAUCCGAGCCUGCGUGACUGCUCCCGACUUCAUCCGAGCCUGCGUGACCACUCCCGACUUUAUCCGAGCCUGCGUGACCGCUCCCGACUUCAUUCAAACUUGACGGCCGAUCUCGACUUCAUCCGAGCCUGCGUGACCGCUCCCGACUUCAUCGGAGCCUGCGUGACCUCUCCCGACUUCACUCAAACAUCCCCGACCCAUUCCCACUUCAUCCGAUCC
Molecule: messenger RNA, 362 nt
Organism: Gryllus bimaculatus (two-spotted cricket)
Lineage: Eukaryota; Metazoa; Arthropoda; Insecta; Orthoptera; Gryllidae
Source: the annotation of a GenBank genome assembly